AUUUUCAUGGAGGAUCUAGAUCUUCACUGGGAAAUGAGCUGCAAGAAUUAAUACAAGUCCAUCAAUCCACCAUCCUUUUUAAUGAAUUUUGAAUGGUGCGGAUGUUGCUGUUGUCAAGGUUUGAUUUCGAUUCCAUUUUCUAACGCAUCAUAUAUAAGGCGUGGUUAACGACGCUUUGACAUCUUGACGGAUUUGCGUAUGUUAUUGUGGUUCUUUUGAGUGAAUGAGCAAGGAGGUGGAACAUGACGUCAGCACAACGUAAAUAUUUCAGAAAAGCGGACUGCGCGGCCAUGCUACAAAAGCGAAAAAUUAUUCGCAAAAUUGACUUAUAUGUCAAUUUGCUAGUUCAGUAUUAUAAGGAGCUUAUUUUACCUCUCCCAGUAUGUUUACUUUUUGUUGUUCUGUAAUAAAUCACUAACAUCAAUCAUACCACGCACAAUGAUUUUAAAACUGCUACAAGUUUGAGGCCUUACACUAACAAUCCCUCAUUUCGACUAUCACAUUAUCUUAUUCUCACGCUCUUGUUAGUUCUGACUGUCGUCAACUGCUUUAUUUAUUAGAUUCCAUUUCCUUACUGAAUCAUCGAUUCAUUUUACACUUCUUUUCUCUUCAACGAAAUCUCACAUUGCUGCUAACACACUUCCAGCACACAAGGCACCUUCAAGCUGGACAAAAACCUUAAAAAGUUGAAUGUUACAAAACGAGGCUGGGUGAACUAUCUGCUUCUAGAUUUUGGCUUCAAUGUCAUCUUAAUCUAAGACUUUUGUUAAUUAUGACCGUCGUUGAUAGAUUACCGCAGCGAAUGUAAGUGCGUCCAUUGCACUUGCUGGGUCAUCGGCCGACCUUUUCGUUUGUUUUUCUCUCGGUCAGCCUUCAUCAUUUAUGUUACUUUUCAUGCUCUCCUAGCACACAAAUACUCUACUACCUAGACCCAUGAGCUACACAGGAAAACUGUGAAUUCAUAGUAUAACACUAUGGCAUAAACCUGGUUAUUAACUCGCUGCACGAAUAUUUUGCCAUUUAUUUUCACUAAUCGCAUCUAUUUAAUAACACUAUUCGAGUAGUGUUUCAUCUCUAAACUAACUCCGUAAAUUAUUGCGCAUGCCUAUAGAAAUGGCGCGUACCUGCUAUGUUAGAAAAUGUUGCAUUUAUUAUCCUUUCUCCUCCCUGAAUUUACUGUGAUAAUUUAUUUGCCUAUGAGAGGAACCAAAUUGAUUUCGAUCGAGAGUAUUAUGGGUAAAGCUUAGAGUACUUAAGUAAUGAUAAACUGUUAUUCCGAUUAUCCUUCUUUUUUACUGGUCUUUGAUAUAUUUGUUUUAUUCAAUCUAUGAACAUGGUUUCUUCAUAAUUUUCACAUCAAAAGUUUAUUUCCUAUCUGACUCAUAUUUGAUAUUUUAUAUUUUGACUCUGGAAUCUUUAACAUUAGUGUGUACUGAUAGUUUUAACCCAAACGAGAUUUCGUCAUUCAGAACUUGGAAUUUUGGUGCCCUGAUGUUUUCACGAAGGUUGCGAAGUUAUCAGUCAAUCGUGAUUCAAAAAUGCGAUUGUAGGAGUUCUAGAUAUAUCAAUUUCUGGCCCAGUUGCAACAACGGAAUGUAUUCUUUCAUCCUCUUACAUUCCACUGAGGUAUGAUGAAUGCGAUCUUCAUAUGAGAUUCUUGAUUAAACUACUUCAAUGCGAAAAUUGCGAGUGACUAGGAAAUCGAAAGUUUAAUUAUGUCUUUAAACCAAGAAAUAAUGCCUUGAUACUCUCUGUCAUAAGCUCUACGGGGCACAUUUGAAGAUAAUUACGGAUAUUCAUCACAUCUGUGAAACUUUUUGUCAUAUAGUUUAAAAGUAACCUAUUAAACUUUGUUUCAAACGCACACUACAGGUGUCUUCAUAGACCUAAUAAUGUGCUUUGAUUUAACUUCACUGUCAUUUCGCCAUUCAGUAAGCCAUAAUAUUUUUCGAAACUAACCACUUUUGUAUUGGUGAACAAUUCCAGAGUCCGGUGACAACAGACGAAUAGGACUACUUAGUGACCUCUUCUACCUGAGACCAUAGUAAUUACAUGGGAAGACUCUAUAACGCUUGAAGACGACAAAAAAGCAUUUGUAACACGCGCGUUGCAUGAUACUACUAAAUUUUAGCUCCAGUUAUCUGAUUGUUAUAAUAAUGCCAUCUUGUCGACAAUUGCUCUCAUUAUGAUGUGUAGGUGUAUUCUGUGUGCAUACUCAGUUUUCAACGCGCUUUUUCCUCUGUUCUCUCACUUCUAAAUUCUCUCUUAAAACUUGAUCUUUACACUGCUAGCAAACAGCGAACCUUCAAGCUAAGUGAAAUUCUUCUGGUGAGUCUGCAAUGUCAAAUCACUUUUUUUUCAGAAAUCGCCGAUCGCAAUUCUGGGUACGCUAUGGGCUAUUCCGACUGUAGUUAAAUGUUUAUGCUUUGAUCAACGGUAAGCCAUGUUCGAGAUGGUUGACUGUGAGCUAAGGCCUCCACAACAUUCAUUUUCGAUCGCUUCAUGAAAUCUUUUGCCUUCUUUACACCUUUAAGAAUUACAUAACACAAGUUUCAAUGAGUUGCUUAUUACUGUUAUUCAUAAACGGCUUAUUAGUACAUACGUAUGAUAAAAAAGCUAUUUUAGAUUUCCUCAGAAAUACAAUUAUACGAAAGUUUUAACAAUAUUUGCACAGCAUUUGCCAUAGCUAAUCACGUUCCAUAGAGUUUAGAAGAAUAUUGAGUUUACUUUCAAGAAGAAAAGAGGGAAUUAAAUAUGAAAUAUUUGAUUAAUGUAAUGAGCGUCUUUGUGAAAGAGAAUAAUAGUUGUAAACAAUUUUAGCUUAGUCAUAGGGCCAAAACCUCAAAUUCUGGAAAAAGUGUGACUAAGGAAAUGUCACGUAGUAAUAAUUAGAUUGAGUGACUCUCAUCGAUAAAAGGUGUUUAAAUGGUUGAAUAAAUAUUAAUCUGCGUCCGGAAAUCAUCUAAAAUGGAGGAUUGGUGAAGCUAAUCAGGGUGGAGGUCACCCUUUCGUGUCAGUCCCGGAACCCCCCGAGGCGGGACCUAUUUACUUCCAUAGGAAACCGGAGACAUACUUAAAGUUUAUUCGGUAGUUUAGGACGUACGUAGCGUCGAGUGUCACCAGUGACAAGGUUUGUCAUAUCUAAUAGUCCAUUGCAGAAUGAAAGUCACCAUCGAUUGGUGUGCUAAGACGGACUCACCUACUGAGUAUGCCAAAGCCAGAGAAAUUUUACAACGAUUCUCCUGACAAUCUAAAGCAAUAGUUCAAGAAACAUAAGAAGGCUUAUUUAGUAAUGUAAUCACUGAUUACAGUGAUGUUAAACAGUUAUCAAACCUGGCUAUAGCAAUGAAAAAUUACUCCAUGAUUUUGGAACAGGUAGAUUGUGCUGCUGACUUAAACUCCCCAUGGACUUUAGAAUUAAUAGUAAAAUCUUCGUUCGGUCAGUUAAAGUACGGUAAGCAGACUUAUUCUGCAGAGUGACAGAAACCUUUACAGGGCUAAUCUUUGCUGAGCUCAGUCAUUCCAUAGCGCUAGGGGCAGCUUCUGUCAGCUGACAAACCAUACCGGAAAAAAAUACAACAUGGAUAUGCGCUGUCACUUGUAGUUUCAGCGACAGAAUAGUUUAGUCACAAAGAUGGUUUGUAUAUGCUGUGAUAACCAUGGUAUCUAUUUACGCCCACAAUUGAUACUGACAGUGGAAGACCGAUGUUGACGAGCAAAGGUGAAUAGUAUUCGCUUUACCCGUAUUAAGCAAUGAUAUAGAGCAGAUGUUUGCAGUUCAAGAAAACGUAUUAAUAGUGAAGAAAUAUCACCAAGUUCACAAGAAAACAGGUUAGGAGAUUAAUCCGGUACGGCAAAUAUACUAAAUCCUUUUGCAGUCGUGUAUUCUUGGGAGUAUUUUCAACAUGAAUAAGAUUAUGAGACGACGAAGUUUUUUUCUUUGCUCUUUGGAUGGCGGUUCUGGCAUAAUAUUGAUAAAGUAGGAAAGCUUGAAGUUUUUCGGGUCAAAAAAAGACUAAGUAUCGAUAUUAAUCUAGAAGGUGGUCAGUAACCAAAUAGCGUGAGUUAAAAGUGCUCCUCUCAUGGUGUGCUCACGAGAGCUGGCAAAACCCUUCACGAAUAAUCUCAAGUGCCUUUCUCAAUCGACAUACACUUAAAUAGUCGGCACGAGCAUUGGGGUAAGCCAAGGGUUUUUGCGCACAUGUUACAUAUUGUCGUUGACUUUUUGUGUCGUUGUAUAUCAGCUAUUAACAGCCUUUUUUCCAUCACACGUGAUUUUUCGUAAUGUUUGUGCUUGUUAGAUAGUUUUUAUUCAAAUUUAUUAGCAGUUUGACGUAUUUUUUGUUCGAAACCUGAGUGAACAUUCAGUAAGCCUAAUAUGGUUAUUUGUAAGAAUACAAAGUCAUGCAAGUAAAAUUCACCAUUUUCAAGUCAAAAAAUAGAUCACAGAUUGAGUUUUCAGGAGAAUAAUCUUUAAAACCCACUACAUCUGGUUCACCUCCUUGAUUAUGUUGAUGAUGAACAUAAAUGUUGGCAGUUGUUUAUAAAAUAUACGCAGAAUCAAUUAAGCCUUAAACUAUUUAUGAAUAUUAUAUAACUUGCUAAUAUAAGGGCAUAAACAGUUAUAUCCAUUAUAAGUAUCAUCGUUUUGUACUGAAGUGACAUAUUAUUGUGUAACGUAUGUGCGAAUUAUGUGAGUAACAACUGACGUUGAUAGUCUUUUCCAUCCACUUCCUGAACGUAUACAGGAACAGUGUAUAACACCACUGGAAGUGCCACAUUAAAUAGUCACAUAUUCUUCAUAAGUAAGACAACGCGUGUUUCUUUUGAGAAUGGUGACAAAACCAUGUCAUAGUUAAUACUGAUUUAUGAUGUGUAUGUUAUAGGGUUCACGAGUAAGUUUCUGCAAACAGAAUCUGCAAUCACUGACCAAAUUAUGAACAUAGUGAUAAUGCAUAUUUUUGAGUUAUCUAAAUUGUGCUUACCAUUCUUUUGCUAAUACCAAAUGUCUAGGCGAAAUACUAGAAGGGUUAGAAAAUGAAGAGCGCUGUUUUUAUGAAAUAAGAAACUUACAGGUCAUUUGUCACCUGCUAGUGAAGUCAUAAAUAUACUGAAUUCAGAGUUUUAAGGCAAUAUGAGCUGUCAAACCAUUAACAUUUGAUUUACAUCAUAAACGUGGUAUAAACAAAUGUCAUAAGACUGUGAAGCGUUCACAGUUAUAUGAUGGGAAUUUGAAGCUCCAAAUCCUUGAUACGACACAUCCCUAGAAUCAAAUAGCAAGUAUUAAUGAGUUAAUUCUUGAAUUCCUACUCCAUUACAGACUGACUCAUCCAAAGUAAUUCAUGCAGAAUACGUGACGAAAAGUGAACGAGCAAUCGAAGCUUAAUUACAAAUUUAUGUAGCACUCAUAUCUGCUUUGUGACACAUUAUUUAUUAGUCACAUUUUCCUCCUAAGUCGGACGCCGCUUGUAUGUUGUGGUGAUAUUAACUACAGAAAUUUGUAAAUAACACUAAUCUGUGAUGUGUCUGUUCUAAAGAUUAUCAAUGAAUUUCCAUUAACAAAAUACGAAAUCUCUAAUGAAUAUCACUGUUUGCAAAUAAGAGACUUAUAGGUAUAUUCUGUUACAUGCUAUUUGAUUAAUUUAUUGAAUGUGAUACUGAUGACAAAGUUUAAUUGUUUGUCUCAAGACCGAUUUGUUGUUUUUCAUAAUAGAAUGAAGCUUAUGAAAUUUAUGGUUAUGGAAGAUCGUGAGGAAAACCGGUUUACAAGUUUACGACAACUGUUUUAUAUUGCCUACUGCCAUUUUCAUUCAUCUAGUGAAUUGUUUAAAUAUAAAUAUAACAACC
Molecule: messenger RNA, 5847 nt
Organism: Schistosoma intercalatum
Lineage: Eukaryota; Metazoa; Platyhelminthes; Trematoda; Strigeidida; Schistosomatidae
Source: the annotation of a GenBank genome assembly